AAGGAGUUUGGUGUGAUUCACCUGAAGCAAACGAACCUAGUCGACAGCGACAGUUUAUCAGCCGGAGAGAUUUAUUUGAGUAAAAGAAGAGCAGCAGUACUUCUAAAACUCAUCUAAAUCUCAUCUAAAAGGCUUUGGCACUGGCUUUAAGAUGAGUCUAAAUGAAGAGAUGGAGGUGAAAGGCACUACAGCCUCUUCAAAACCCAGCUGUGUGUCUAUGACGAGUAACAAAUCCUUACCUGAACCUCCUGAUUUCAGUGGCACAGUGACCUCCGACCUCAGAGUCCUGAGAGGAUCCAGUUCUGCUGGUUCUGCUGACUGUUGCACACAAGCAGCCCUGCAGGAGGAGACUGGAGACCUGCAGAAACCACUGGAUGAUAAACUACAGAUGGUCAAAGACUGGUUCAAAACCAGCAUGAAGAAAAAGUAUGAGAGAUUAUUUGAGGGAAUGAAACUCCAAGAGAAUGAAACCCUCCUGAACAGGAUCUCCACACAGCUCUACAUCAUAGAGGGAGAGAGAGAAGGAGUGAAUGAAGAACAUGAGGUUUUACAGAUGGAGAAAACAGCCAGAACACAACACUCACAAGACACUCCAAUCUACUGCAAUGACAUCUUUAAAGCAUCACCUGAACCAGGAUGUGAGGAGAAACACCAAAUCAAGACUGUUCUAACUAAAGGCAUCGCUGGAAUCGGAAAAACCGUCUCUGUGCAGAAGUUCAUUCUAGACUGGGCCGAGGGAAAAGACAAUCAGGAUGUAGAUUUCAUGUUUGUGCUUCCAUUUCGAGAGAUGAACUUGAUCCAAGAUCAUCAGUACAGUCUUCACAGACUUCUGCUGGACUUUCAUCCUGAACUUCAAGAUCUGGACUCAAAGAUUUAUGAGGAGUGUAAAGCUGUGUUCAUCUUUGAUGGUCUGGAUGAAAGCAGAAUCACACUGAUGUUUUCAGACGCUCAGAAAAUUUCUGAUGUGAUUGAGACUUCAUCAGUUGGUGUAUUGAUGUCAAACCUCAUGAAAGGAGAGCUGCUUCCCUCUGCUCUCAUCUGGAUCACCUCAAGACCAGCAGCAGCCAAUCAGAUCCCCUCCAAAUACAUCAACCGUCUGACAGAAAUUCAGGGAUUCAAUGAACCUCAGAAAGAGGAAUAUUUCAGGAAGAGAGUCAGUGAUGAGCAUCAAGCCAGCAAAAUCAUUGCACACAUCAGAAGAGCAAGAAGCCUCCACAUCAUGUGCCACAUACCCGUCUUCUGCUGGAUCUCAUCCACUGUGCUUCAAAAGCUUCUUAAAGAAGAUCUGAGUGCAGAAGUCCCUCAAACUCUGACUGAAAUGUACGUCCACUUCCUGCUGAUUCAGAUCAACAUGAGGAAUCAGAAGUAUGAAGAGAGAGAUCCAGAGAAACUCCUGCAGUCCAACAGAGAAGUGAUUGUGAAACUUGCUGAAGUGGCUUUCAAACAGCUGAUGAAGGGCAAUGUGAUGUUCUAUGAGGAGGACCUGAGAGAGAGCGGCAUAGACGUCACUGACGCCUCAGUGUAUUCUGAGAUUUGCACUGAGAUUUUUAAGGAGGAAUCUGUGAUUCAUCAGAGGAAAGUCUACAGCUUCAUUCAUCUGAGCUUUCAGGAGUUUCUCGCUGCUUUCCAUGUGAUUUACUGCUAUUUAUGCAGUGCUGUGGAGACACUAAAGGUUUUUGAUUCAAUGCAUAGUUUGUUUAGAGGAGCAGUAGAUAAAGCUCUUGAGAGUGAGAAUGGACAGCUGGAUCUGUUCCUGCGGUUCCUGUUGGGCGUCUCACUAGAGUCCAAUCAGAGACUCUUACAGGAUCUACUGACACACACAGAGAACAGCUCAGAGAGCAUCAGGAGAACCACACGGUACAUUAAAGAGAAGAUCAAAGAUGGACAUGGACUCUCCACUGAAAGAUCCAUCAAUCUGUUUCUCUGUCUGCUGGAAGUGAAAGAUCAGACUCUGUCCAGAGAGAUUCAGGAGUUUGUAAAAUCACGCUCAGAGGAGAAACGCUCAGAGGAGAAACGCUCAGAGGAGAAACUCUCUCCUGCUCACUGCUCAACAAUCACCUUCAUGCUUCAGAUGUCAGAGGAGGUGGUGGAUGAGCUGGACCUCAAGAAAUACAACACAUCAGAUGAGGGUCGAAGAAGACUGAUACCAGCUGUGAUCAACUGCAGAAAAGCCCUUUUUGCUGGCUGUGAUCUAACUGGUCAGUCCUGUAGAAUAGUGGCAUCAGCUCUACGAUCCUCAAACUGUGUCCUGAGAGAGCUGGACCUGAGUAACAAUGACCUGCAGGAUUCAGCAGUGAAGCUGGUCGCUGAUGGACUGAAGAGUCCAAACUGUCAGCUGGAGAUACUGAGGUUGUCUGGCUGUAUGGUGACAGAGGAAGGCUGUGGUUAUGUGUCUUCAGCUCUGAGUUCAAACCCCUCACACCUGAGAGAGCUGGAUCUGAGCUACAAUCACCCAGGAGAUUCAGGAGUCCAGCUGCUCAACGACAAACUGGAUGAUCCAAACUACAAACUGCAGAUACUCAAUUUGGAUCAUGGAGCGUCCUUCAGGAUCACACCAGGAUUUAAAAAAUAUGCCUGUGAUCUCACACUGGAUUCAAACACAGCACACACUCAACUCAUUCUGUCUGAGGAUAACAGAAAGAUCAAAUAUGUGGAAGCUCAUCAGCCAUAUCCUGAUCAUCCAGAGAGAUUUGCUGAUAUUCCUCAGGUUCUGUGUCGAGAGAGUCUGACUGGACGCUGUUACUGGGAGGUUAAAUGGGGUUCCUGGGCUCGAAUAGCAGUGGCCUAUAAAGGAAUCAGCAGGAAAGAAGGGACUGUCUGUAAGUUUGGAUACAAUGACAAAUCCUGGUGUCUUUUUUGCAAUGAUGAGGGAUUCACUGUCUGGCACAAUAAUGUGAGCACUAGCAUACCAACCAAUUUAACAAAAUCUAAGAGAGUAGGAGUGUAUGUGGACGUGUCGGCCGGCACUCUGUCCUUCUACAGUGUCUCUGACAGACACACACUCACACACUUACACACAUUCAACACCACAUUCACUGAACCCCUCUAUGCUGGAUUUAAGGUUUUUAAGUCUGAGCUGUCUUUGUGUCAGACACAACAAACACACAUAUGACAACACUUUCUACCUCCAUCUUAAUCUUGGUCAUAUGCCUAAUGAAUGAGACAUGAAUAAAUGAUAUUCAGUCAUAAAAGAACAAAUGUGCGUGUAAAGACAAACAUAUCUUUGAGUCAUACUGUAGAUGUGUAAUACUAAAAACUCACAUUAGCAGCUUUAGGGUUCAUCUAUUGAGGACUCACUUGUUGAUUUUCGUGAAUGUUGGAAAGUGCACAUUUUUCAGUCUCUGCCCGGUUGUAUAAAGCAUCUUAUGGUUUUCCCUUAAGUAUGCAACUGAAGGCGUGACUUCUCCUUACCUAAGGGAAUGACUUAAGGGUUUUGCAUAUAAUCCCUUAAAGGGGACCUAUUAUGCAAAAUUCACUUUUGCAUGGUGUUUGGACAUACAUGUGUGUCGGCAGUGUGUGUACACAAACCACCCUAUAGUGAUAAAAAUCCAACCACUCCUUUUUCUUUUUUUUUAAAUUCCCAAUUAAUCAUAAGUAGUGUCUCAGAGCAAGCAGUUUGCAGGUUCCUGGCAAUGUGACGUCACAUUAGCCACAGGCCCCACCCACGAAUGUUGACAGAUACUGCCAUUUUAACACAGAACUGCCUGCGCGAGUUCACAGCAAGUUGUACACAGUCCACCAUUACUGCACUGAUAAGAAUGUCUCCCAAGCAUUUUGGGUGUUCUGUAGCUGGAUGGAUUAAUCCACAUAGCUCUCUCAAUUUACUUCUGAAAUCUGUGCUGCUGAAGACGAGGUGGAUUCAUUUAGUGUUUUAUUAAGCUCUUACAGACACUUCAUAUUUUGUGUGAAGUGCGUUAUAAAACUCAUCAGUAAACAGGCUUGAACUAAUAUAGUGGAUAAAAACAAGAAGACAAUAUAUGUUAUAACUGUAAUUAAACUAAACUAUACCUGUUCUAUCUCCAUGCAGCAUAUAUUCUCAGUUUCUGACAUUAUAGUGCAUCCUGACUGACUCCUGACACCGGGGAAAAAAAGCCCUUGAAGCUCCACCCUCUUAGGCUGAGCGCAGCAGCUCAUUUGCAUUUAAAGGACACAUACUGAAAUGGCGCGUAUUUUAACAUGCUAUAAAAAUGAUCUGUGGGGUAUUUUGAGCUAAAACUUCACACACACUCGGGGGACAUCAGAGACUUAUUUUACAUCUUGUUAAAGGGGGCAUAAUAGGUCCCCUUUAAACAUUUCUCAUAGUUAGGGGAAACUGCUAAGUGUUUAAUGACAGCGAUCCAGGGUUUGCUGUUAUUAAAUUCUACUGUUGGACACAUUAUUUGUUAAUACAGAAAGCGGUAACAGUGUGAAAUCAUGUAUUUUGUCCAUAAAAAGUGUUCUUUCACUUUGAGCGUCAGCAGCACAGCAAAAAUAGACUCUGCACCGAAACCCUCGAAUCGCUGCUGCUCAUGCAACGCUUCUGUUUGACACUGACAUGCUAGUCCUGCUCCCGGUGUGAAUGCACUCAUUGGUUAACAUGCGCACUUGCAGUGUGAAAUGGCCAUAAGUUUUCGCUGAUCAUUUUUAACCACUCAAUUAAUAUAGAUUAGUUUUACGAUCUCUUUAUGAACUUUUUGAAGGCUCAAAGUGGUUGUUGCCUAGCUGUCUAUGGAGGGACAGAAAGUGCAUUAAUUUCAUUAAAAAGAUCUUCAUUUGUGUUCUGAAGAUGAACGAAAGAUUAGAACCACAUGAGGGUGAGUAAUUAAUGACAGAAUUUUCUAUUUUGCGUGGAUUAACCUUUUAUUUUCUGCAACACCCUCACAUUUAAGGGAAACCUAAAGACAAUCUUAAAGGGGCUCUAUGUAAGUUUUUGACUGUACUAAAGCAUAAAAAUACCAUAAUGUGUUUGCAGAUAUUUAUUAAACAUGCUCAAUUCGCAUACUCGUUCCUCUGAAAACUCAUUGCUACAGCCAGUUAUUUUACUUUGAAAUUUGCGUUCCGUGUCGGAAUUUCUGUUUUUGUUUCCAUCUGUGCAAGACCGCACUUUGCUAAUUUACCCAAUAUUAUUUCGCCACCCCGGGUUGCCAGUUGUCGGAAAACACAUGCAGUGAAUUGCAGCCAUGGAAGCCAGUGAACAAACUGGGUCAGAGAUCGCAGAUUCUACCUGACCUAAAAAGCCUCAGCAUCUAUCUAAAAAUUUCUAUGAACGGGUGCACAUUAGACACGAUAUCAACUCAUCAUAAAUCAAUAAAUCAGCUAAUUAUUUUACAGUGUGCAAGUCACCUCGCCUUCCAAUGUCGAUCCCGUACAUAGAUCCCCUUUAAGGGAAAUUACACUUUUAGGUGCUUUAUGCAACCAGGCACUGGUCCAUAAGUAUCUGUAAAGUUAAACUGGAUAAAGUCAAGCCUUUCUGGGUUCAUUUUGUUUCUGGUUUUAUAUAUUUUACAAAUAGUUACAAAUUGAAGUUUUAUAUUUUCUUAUAAUUUUCCUUUAUAUAAAACUUGUAAGUGUAAGAAUUAAAGGGUAAAUAUUCUUGUGUGUCUUGUGAUGUGUGCUACAAGUAUUCACUGUUGAUCCCUGUUUAUGAAAUCAGAAAAAAGGUCAGUAGUCAAGUUGAACCAGUUCCUCCAGAUGUUUUUCUGCAGUGUGUUUACUGUAAAUCUGAUCAGUGUUCCGUAUCUGUUCACACAGGAACUGUAACCACCAUAAACACAACAGUAAAUAAUCAGAAAUUAGCAAUUUUCUCUGCAGUGUUUUAAUGCUGCUCUGCUGUAGUCUGUUCUUUUUAGUGUUUUGGUGUGACAAAACACUUGACAUAUUUAGCCUGGUCCAGUCUUAGCACUCGUCAAUGUCAAAAUAUCUCAGAUGACCAAUCAAAUCAAAGGAGGCGGGGUUUUACCGUUCACAGAAAUUGAGAGGGAAUUCUGUUUUAAAGGUCAAGGACUGCAAGAAAAUGUAGGUAAAUAAACAUUUUAUGUUUUAUAACUCUCUGUUAUAGAAAUCCAUAUUGAUAUCCAGUGAAGUAAAUUACUGGAUGUUUUUAUGAAAUUUCAGUGAAGUUUUCAAAAAUUGAAAAUAUAGCAUUUGCAUGGUUUAUGUAAUUUGUAACCAAAUGUGCAGAGACAUUAACAGAGCUGUUUUUAGUGUAUUAAAUAGAAUUAUAUUUUCAAAUUUAGAACUCACUGACACACGUUUACACUAGAUAAGUUCAUAAAACUUAACAAACAAAAGCAAUUGUAUGAACUUUAUCAGAUUGGACCUUUCAAGGUGGAUUGGGUUUAGGAGACUAAACCCUAUUCUAUCUGUGAUGAACAUGUAGCGCCCCCUUCUGGAAAGAGAACAAAUGUUCUUUAAUAUUUUUAUUCAUUUAUGUUAACCUUUCAGAAAUGAAUUGAUAAUAUCUUGUAAAUUUUAAUUUAAGGUAUAGAAGCAAACAGGAUUCAGAUUUGUAAAUCGAUGUAUAUUUUGAUGUAUCACUGCUUCCUUUGUAAAAGUCAUUGAUAUGAUGAAUGCCUCUAAAUGACUCAAAACUUUGGUCUGGGGGGUUAGACACAGUAAACACCCCAGAUGGUCAUUAAAAACCAAUAAAGUAUUUAUGUUUAAUAUUAA
Molecule: messenger RNA, 6648 nt
Organism: Megalobrama amblycephala (Wuchang bream)
Lineage: Eukaryota; Metazoa; Chordata; Actinopteri; Cypriniformes; Xenocyprididae
Product: NLR family CARD domain-containing protein 3-like
Exons: 7
Coding region: 152-3112 (986 amino acids)
Molecular function (GO): protein binding
Source: RefSeq, a predicted model, not a curated record